This is a messenger RNA of Marmota flaviventris (yellow-bellied marmot), 2164 nucleotides long. It is a transcript of the gene Abt1, whose product is annotated as activator of basal transcription 1. Gene Ontology annotation, cellular component: nucleolus. Gene Ontology annotation, biological process: small-subunit processome assembly; endonucleolytic cleavage to generate mature 5'-end of SSU-rRNA from (SSU-rRNA, 5.8S rRNA, LSU-rRNA); endonucleolytic cleavage in 5'-ETS of tricistronic rRNA transcript (SSU-rRNA, 5.8S rRNA, LSU-rRNA). Gene Ontology annotation, molecular function: RNA binding. The record is from RefSeq and is a predicted model, not a curated record. NCBI's taxonomy places the organism in Eukaryota, Metazoa, Chordata, Mammalia, Rodentia, Sciuridae.
UUCACGUAUCCUCGGCAUGGAGGCUGAGGAGGCUGAGGCAACUUCGGAGGAAGGGCCGUUGGACGCGCCAAACCCGAAAACAGAGGCGGAGGAGGAGCCGGAGGAACGCGAAGAAGCAGCUUGCAGCCAGAAGCGGGUGGUGCCGGGCAUCGUGUACUUGGGCCACGUUCCGCCGCGCUUCCGGCCCCUGCACGUCCGCAACCUGCUCAGCGCCUAUGGCGAGGUCGGGCGCGUUUUCUUCCAGGCGGAGGACCAGUUCGUGAGACGCAAGAAAAAGGCGGCGGCAGCCUCCGGAGGGAAGAAGCGGUCCAGGUACAGCAAGGACUACACCGAGGGCUGGGUGGAGUUCCGCGACAAGCGCGUGGCCAAGCGGGUGGCGGCCAGCCUGCACAACACUCCCAUGGGCACCCGCCGGCGCAGCCCCUUCCGGUACGACCUGUGGAACCUCAAGUACCUGCACCGGUUUACCUGGUCCCACCUCAGUGAACACCUGGCCUUUGAGCGCCAGGUGCGACGCCAGCGCCUGAGAGCAGAGGUGGCCCAGGCCAAGCGCGAGACGGACUUCUAUCUCCGGAGUGUGGAGCGGGGACAGCGCUUCCUUGCCGCCGACGGGGAUCCUACCCGCCCCGACGGCUCCUGGGCGUUUGCCCAGCGACCCACGGAACAGGAGCUGAGGGCGCGCAAAGCCGCGCGGCCAGGGGGGCGUGAACGGGCCCGCCUGGCCACAGUCCAGGACCAGGCCCGCUCCAACCGAGGCCUCCUUGCCAGAAUCUUUGGAGCCCCACCACCCUCGGACAGUAGGGAGGAACCUUCCCGGGCCAGGGACUCGUGAGGCCGAGGAGGCCGGUCACCUCCCGUGGCCGCUCUGCUUCCUGUCCACCUCGUGCUGGAAUGACACCGACACCCAGGCAAACGUUUUCAGCCCGUUUCUGAGACCAGGAGGCUCGGGUCAAGCCCAGACAUGGAAGUUUUGAGGACCUCCCCUCCUCUUUUGCCCUGUAACUGCCUGCCUCCGACACCUUAUUCGUGUUAUUAGGAUAGUUUUGACUAUUGCUGAUGUCUGCUUGAUUUGGUAGCCUUCCUCUUGUUUAGUAGGGUCCCUUAAAAAUGCCACUUUUUUGGCCCAGGAAUGGCCUUUAUAUGUAGCUAGAGUGGAAAUGGAUAGUUCAGGCAGUCUUGUUCUGUUUACUGAGCAGCAUCAUUUUAUUUAGGAAAACAGAUAUGAAUUACUGGGUUAUGUUUGGAUUAGGAACCUCCUCCCUAAUGUAUUUAUAGGAAAAAAAAUGCUUUUAUUUUUAAGGAUGAGAGUCAUUUGGCAGAUUCCAAUUUUCAUUUUGUGUUGCAUUCACUGACCUUCACUCCACCUCCUUGUCUCAAAGCCUUCAUCCAACCUAGAUCCUUUUUUCUUUCUCUGUUUAGUUCUUUAGCCUAGAACAUUUAUUAAACCACAGUGAGAGACAGUGACAAUGGGAGAUAAUGACCUUGGUGGUAAGAGUCUGACAGAUCACUGGAAUAAGAUAGAUGAACAUCAUGGUAGAAGCAUAUAAGGGAUAGAGUGGGGCUAGGGCAGGAUAUGGAGUGCUCUCAGUGUGGAGGUGAUUUCUGAUCACCUGCAGCGGAGGGUCAGUCUUCAUGUCUCCCCAAGGUCAAAUUGGGAAAAUGGCAGAGCAGAAUUCUGAAUGAGUCUUGUUUGCACCUACAGUUCAGACUGCUUCAUAGAUAGAGUGUUGGGGCAAACCAUUGUAAAGGACAGAGCUUGGAGGGAAGUUGGGAUCAAAGAUCUCUCAAGUGCACUUACAUGUGUGUUGAGGCUCUGAGGGAUUCACAAAUACAUGCAGAGCAGCCCUGAUUACUUCAAAGAAUCAGGAUGAAUCAUCAAAAUGAACUGCAAACUUGGGUGUCACAAUACACUGAAGUCUAUACUCAGUCUCAGAUUAAAAUAUUAUUAUCCAGCAGGAAGUCUUUGUCAAGUGUGAUUAUAAUUUGGUUUUGCUUGUGCUUUUUCUUUAGUUCUUGGAACCCCACCCCCCAUUAAUGUAAUUAUCCUUGUUUUUUGGAGUGGAGUGGAUUCAUCCACUUCUUUGGUUGUAAAAUGGACAUUAUGAUCUUACUUGAAAGUGUGCUUUAUUAGGAAAGUAAAAAUGACCCUAUGGUGAGCUUGGUA